Danio aesculapii is the source of this 4819-nucleotide messenger RNA. RefSeq names its product adaptor related protein complex 2 subunit alpha 1 (gene ap2a1). The transcript is spliced from 22 exons. Gene Ontology annotation, biological process: clathrin-dependent endocytosis; intracellular protein transport. Gene Ontology annotation, cellular component: membrane coat; AP-2 adaptor complex. Lineage: Eukaryota; Metazoa; Chordata; Actinopteri; Cypriniformes; Danionidae. Gene Ontology annotation, molecular function: clathrin-cargo adaptor activity. Bases 59 to 3001 code for a protein of 980 amino acids. The record is from RefSeq and is a predicted model, not a curated record.
CAUCUGAAAGUCAUUUAUUUCGUCUUGAACCCGGCUUGGAGAGAAGAACCCUGCAAACAUGCCGGCUGUGUCGAAAGGAGACGGAAUGCGAGGAUUAGCGGUGUUCAUUUCGGACAUCAGGAACUGUAAGAGUAAGGAAGCUGAGAUUAAACGCAUAAAUAAAGAGUUGGCCAACAUCCGCUCAAAGUUUAAAGGAGACAAGGCGUUGGAUGGAUACAGCAAGAAGAAGUAUGUGUGCAAGCUGCUCUUCAUCUUCCUUCUCGGCCAUGACAUCGACUUCGGCCACAUGGAGGCUGUCAACCUGCUUAGCUCCAACAAAUACACAGAGAAACAGAUUGGAUAUCUGUUCAUCUCUGUGCUGGUGAACAGUAAUAGCGAACUGAUCAGGCUGAUCAACAAUGCCAUUAAGAAUGACCUGUCCAGCCGUAACCCCACCUUCAUGUGUCUGGCUCUGCAUUGUAUCGCCAAUGUGGGCAGCAGAGAGAUGGCCGAGGCCUUCGCUGGAGAGAUCCCACGCAUCCUUGUGGCCGGGGACACAAUGGACAGUGUGAAGCAGUCAGCUGCGCUUUGUCUGCUCCGCUUGUAUAAGACCUCCCCUGACCUGGUGCUUAUGGGUGAAUGGACCUCUAGAGUGGUGCAUCUGCUCAAUGACCAGCACAUGGGUGUAGUCACCGCUGCCAUCUCUUUGAUCACCUGUCUCAGCCAGAAGAACCCUGAUGAGUUCAAGACCUGUGUGUCACUUGCCGUGUCUAGGCUCAGCAGGAUUGUGUCCUCAGCCUCCACUGACCUGCAGGACUACACCUACUACUUUGUUCCUGCCCCGUGGUUGUCCUGCAAGCUGCUGAGACUUCUGCAGUGCUACCCACCCCCUGAGGAUGGUGCUGUGAAGGGACGGUUGGUUGAGUGUCUGGAAACCAUCCUCAAUAAAGCCCAAGAGCCACCCAAAUCCAAGAAGGUUCAGCACUCUAAUGCCAAGAAUGCCAUCCUGUUUGAAGCCAUUUCUCUUAUCAUUCACUAUGACAGCGAGCCGAAUCUUCUUGUCCGGGCAUGUAACCAGCUGGGCCAGUUCUUACAGCACAGAGAGACCAACCUGCGCUACUUGGCUCUGGAAAGCAUGUGCACCCUUGCCAGCUCAGAAUUUUCCCAUGAGGCAGUUAAAACUCACAUAGAGACAGUCAUCAAUGCCCUGAAGACUGAGAGGGAUGUCAGUGUCCGUCAGAGAGCUGCUGACCUCCUUUAUGCCAUGUGUGACCGCAGCAAUGCCAAGCAGAUUGUGGCCGAGAUGCUGAGUUACCUAGAGACAGCCGACUACUCUAUUAGAGAGGAAAUGGUACUGAAGGUGGCCAUACUGGCAGAGAAAUAUGCAGUAGAUUACUCCUGGUAUGUGGACACCAUCCUGAACCUAAUCCGCAUCGCUGGUGAUUAUGUCAGUGAGGAAGUGUGGUACCGCGUCAUCCAGAUCGUCAUCAACCGUGAUGAUGUGCAGGGAUAUGCAGCCAAGACGGUCUUUGAGGCUUUGCAGGCUCCAGCUUGUCAUGAGAAUAUGGUGAAGGUUGGUGGUUACAUCUUGGGAGAGUUUGGAAACCUUAUUGCUGGCGAUCCUCGGUCCAGCCCUCUGGUUCAGUUUAACCUGCUCCACUCCAAGUUUCACCUGUGCUCAGUCCCCACGCGUGCCCUGCUGCUGUCAGCCUAUAUUAAGUUCAUUAAUUUGUUCCCGGAGACAAAGAGCACCAUUCAGGAAGUGCUGCGCUCCGACAGCCAGAUCAGAAACAGUGAUGUCGAGCUGCAGCAGAGAGCAGUCGAGUAUCUCAAACUGUCCUCCAUCGCCAGCACUGAUGUCCUGGCCACAGUGCUGGAGGAGAUGCCUCCGUUCCCAGAGAGAGAGUCGUCCAUCCUGGCCAAGCUGAAAAAGAAGAAAGGACCAGGAGCCGUGUCUGUAAACGAAUUAGAGGAGGGAAAGAGAGAGGGAGGAGAACUCAAUGGAGGAGGAGGAGAGAGAGGAGGAGACAACUCCACCAUUGCUGCAUCUAAUGCUUCCACUCCGUCCCCGUCCGCCGAUCUGCUGGGGCUCCGCACGGGUCCCCCAGUUAGUGCCGCCCCUCCCAGUGCAGGCAGCUUAUUGGUUGAUGUUUUCUCGGAGGCUGGUGUCAAUGAUGAUGGCUUCCUGAGAGAUCUGGAGCCCCCCACUGAAAGCUCUGACUCCCUAUUGGCUGAGGGUCCUGGUGACUCUGACUCUGCUCCUCCCUCUGCGGUCUCUGAAGAUGCUGCUCCUCCUCUGCCUGAGUCAAACGAACUGCUCAACAAGUUUGUGUGCAAGAACAAUGGAGUUCUGUUUGAGAAUCAGCUGCUACAGAUCGGCAUAAAGUCUGAAUAUCGCCAGAACCUGGGGCGGAUGUAUCUAUUCUAUGGCAAUAAGACAUCGGUGCAGUUUGUAACUUUCACAACCACAGUCAGCUGCCCUGGAGAGCUGCAGUCUCAGCUCAAUGUUCAGGCUAAACCAGUGGAACCGCUCAUAGAAGGGGGUGCUCAGGUGCAACAGGUCAUCAACAUUGAGUGUCUGGGUGACUUCUGUGAUGCACCGCUCCUCAACAUCAAGUUCAGGUACGGCGGAGCUCUCCAGAACCUCUCGCUAAAGCUGCCCGUUACCAUAAACAAGUUCUUCCAGCCCACAGAGAUGGCAUCACAUGACUUCUUUCAGCGCUGGAAACAGCUUAGCCAGCCUCAGCAAGAAGCACAGAAGAUCUUCAAGGCCAGCCAUGCCAUGGACACUGAGGUGAUCAAAGCUAAGUUACUGGGAUUGGGCAUGGCUCUCUUGGAAAACGUGGAUCCGAACCCGGAGAACUUUGUGUGCGCAGGAGUGAUCCAAACCAAGGCCCAGCAAGUGGGUUCCCUGCUAAGACUCGAGCCCAACGCACAAGCUCAGAUGUACCGGUUGACUCUACGCAGCAGUAAGGACACAGUCUCCAAGCGUCUUUGUGAGCUGCUGGCGGAACAGUUCUAGAAAGCGAGCCGAGACUAGAACCGACACCCAGACCAGACCAGCGUUCCACCUGAGAGACCCCAAAAUUAAAGAUUCUACAAAAAGCAUUCAUGCAUAAGGGAAAAAGUAGCUGUCAGCCUCUGGCAGCCAUAUUACUGUCCUUCUGAUAAUGAUUAUUAUUACUGUUAUUAUCAUCAGCGCUGCCCUUCUUGUUUUUAUCGGUGUUUACCUGUGUGUGUGUGAGAGUGAUGGAACGAAAGACAAGGUGUGCGAGUGUUUGUUUUUUUUCGUACAGGUGUGAAAGAGUCAUGGUGAUUGUUCCGUUCUCCGUCCUGCCUGUUCAACGAUCAACUCCUGUGCUUGUGUUGACAGCUGGUGUGUGUGUGUGUGUGUGUAUAUUGUGGGUUAAGGGAGAAAAGUCCAGCAAAAAGAUGGAAGUGGCGCAAGUCUUCCCCCUCUCCUGUUUUAUCCAUGCAAAAACUGCACAUUCGCUGUUUCUUUGGAACAUUCCUUGUAAGAGCAUUCGGCAGGACAAGAAAAAACACAAUCUCAAUACACUAACGCAAUGGCACUUGUCUAAAAGAGGCCAGAAUCACUAACCCCUCAUCGCUUUAUCUCUCGCUUUACUGAAAUCGGAGCCAUCGGUGUACAUAGAAAAAAGAAAAUUCCACAUGCAUUUCCAAUUUAGCGCACCGUACGACGUAGAAAUGGCCAGUGCACUUUAAGAGGCUUUGAGAGGAAAGGCUUUUAUAGUCCCAAUCCCCUUUUUCCUGUUCUUGUCCUAUGUAUUCAGUACUCGUCCUGACCCCCAUAUCUGACAAUGUUAUUAUUGAGAAGAAAAAAAACAAAUCUCUAUAUAUAAAUAUAUAUAAACCAUGUAAAUGAUUACCCUUCAUGGUUGCAUUUGUAUGUCUCUUUCUUGUUUUUGAUAGUGGUAUAAUGUCAGUGUGUUUGUAUGCUUUCUUAAAUGGUCUAAUGUUUUUGCUCUUGUUUUGGACAUUCCAUUCUGUACUACGAGUGAAUGGGCAUAACGUUUCAGGUUAGUCGUACAGUGUUAACGGAGCAGGGGAGGAAAGAAUCAGAAAGCUGAGGCGAGGAUGGGUCCGGUGGUGUGUGAGUUUCUGCACAUGAAGAGUGCAACUGCUGUGGACCUUCAUGUAAAUGUCGUUUCUUUUUUUUUGUUUUUGUAAAAUUGUUAAAAAAUACAUCUGGAGGAGGUCGACAACGUCUGUCGCUCUUCCAGCACAGUUAUUGACUGAAAUGAAUAGUAGAUAGUGGUUACCUCAUUACUAAAUCCUCACACACACACUCUAUUAACUUUUCGAGUGGCGACUGGCCACAGCUGGAGACCCAUACUUUUUUCUUUCGCAGCGAUAAAACCUGGGAAAGCACUUAGUUUUGUGACAUGCACACAUUCUUAGGCUGGGAGGAGGACAGGGGCUUAAAGGGGAGCACUGGACCAAAGCAGCUGCCAACUGUCAAUCACAUACAGGGAUCAUUAGGGUUUUGGUCAGCAAGUGUGUGGCGUUAAUCUGUCUGAUCCAUGUGGAGAAAAAAAAAUGAUGGAAUUUCUGCGACAUUGUCGUUAUUAGUUGAGCUGGGGGUCUCGCUUCCCUUGAUGCUGAGAUGCAGUACUGGGGACUUCGUCAUUGUAGUUGAAUAGAGUCACAGUCAUGGCGUGUGUGUGUGUUUCUGUGUGUGCGUGUGCGCGUGUCUAUGCAGUAUCCGCUAGCUAAUGCAGCCCCGGUGUAUCGCUGUUCAACCUGUCAGAUACCUGUGUUAGAUUAAAUUUACUCUGUACUGAAUAAUGUGAAAGUAAAAUUAUGCCAUAUACUCGAA